Molecule: messenger RNA, 1533 nt
Organism: Alternaria hordeiaustralica
Lineage: Eukaryota; Fungi; Ascomycota; Dothideomycetes; Pleosporales; Pleosporaceae
Exons: 5
Coding region: 1-1533 (510 amino acids)
Molecular function (GO): syntaxin binding
Source: RefSeq, a predicted model, not a curated record
AUGGCACCCGCACAGCACAACCCAGCGCCUGCGCCUGCGCCCGCUAAGAAGGGCAAAGGCAAGAAGGCGACCGACCCCUCGGAGCAGCAGAAGCAGAUCCAGGCCAAGAUUGCUCAGCUCGAACUGGACCAGGCAGGGGACAAGGAGCAGGAACUCGAAAUCGAACGCGAAGUUAAGAAAGCAAACCGCGAACUCUCCUCGCUCCUCUCCAACAUGGACGGCCCGCUGUCCCGGCUCGAAGUCGUGCAGAAACGAUAUACCGAACUCCUCUCCGAUAUGAAGCGCACGGAACGCGAACACCAAAAGGCGAAGAAGCGCGGGGACCAGCUGCAGAAGGAAAAGGACGCGCAAAGGUCGGAGUUGAACAAGGUUACGACAAUGAAGGACAAAUUGGACAAAUUGUCGCGUGACUUUGCAAAGGAAAACAAGAAACUCAAGGACGAACUACACAAGCUCGAAUCUAGCGAAUCCACCGCCAGGCAAGAACUACACGAGCGUCUCGAACACCUGGUGAAUGACGUGGACGAUUGCAUAGCAGCUGCGAACGGGCCUGAACCACAGAAUCAAGCCGAGCAAGAACUGGACGAAAUAUUUCGUCAGAAGUUCAAGUCGUUCAUUGACCAGUACGAGUUGCGCGAAUUACAAUACCACUCGAUGCUGCGACUCAAAGAGCUCGAAAUACAGUAUCACGCUGCCCGACUAGAGCAGCAGCGCAAACAACAAGAAGCCGAAUCUUCCAAGUCGCACCAGUUGACCCGCCAAGUGUCGACCUUUUCGCAGACCGAGACGGAAUUACGCACGCAGCUCAACAUAUACGUGGAGAAGUUCAAACAGGUCGAGGAAACGCUCAACAACUCGAACGAUCUCUUCCUCACGUUCCGCAAGGAGAUGGAGGAGAUGUCAAAGAAAACCAAGCGCCUUGAAAAGGAGAACCAGACGCUGCAACGCCACAAGGACAUUACGAACCGUAAUAUUGGCGAGAUGGUGGAAGAGCGCCAAAAGAUGCAAGAGGAGCUUGCCAGGCGGACCAAGGAAGCUGAGGACCAGCGGAAGAAGAUCGCUCGCCUGGAAACACUGUGUCGUGGAAUGCAGGCACAAGGUCGAGGCCAGGUUCCGAUGCAUGAGCUGGAUCAGGAGGAGCACGACGAGGAGGAUGAAGAAGUCACGGAGAGCGAGUACGAAUACGAGGACGAAGAUAGCGCAGAGUACGACGACGACACUGAAGAAGACGACUCACUCUUCGGCCCAUCUACGUCUUCUCAAUUUGCAAAUGAUGCCCCGCCUCCGGCUUCGAAAUCGCUCGGAGAUAUCGUGAAGCAGUGGAGUUGGGAUGAUGUAGACCUACCGUCUAUUGCGGACUUCGAUAUGACUGACCAAGCAUUCGACGAGCUCAUGGAGCAGAUGAAUUGGGAUGAUGUGACUGCGCAGUUCGAUGCGGAAAUGGAAGCAAUGGCUGACAAGACUGCUCGUCUUCUGUCAAACGAUGCGGCGAAGUCGGAGGAGCCAGAAGAGCCAGAUUUAGAUGUUGAUUGA